Arctia plantaginis is the source of this 765-nucleotide messenger RNA. NCBI's taxonomy places the organism in Eukaryota, Metazoa, Arthropoda, Insecta, Lepidoptera, Erebidae. The record is from the annotation of a GenBank genome assembly.
AUGGGCAAAGAGGAGUUUAUGAAGAGCGUUUUAUAUGUCUUGAACAUCAUAUACGCGAUCUUCGGUUUCGUGACCGCGGCAGUCGGGAUUUGGUUCUUCGUGCAGCUGACAGAGUUCGUUACCCUCAGGAACAGUAACCAUUACUUGCUGGACUACAGGGUGUACUGGCCCCAGGUCGCACCAUGGCUGUUCAUACUUCUGGGACUGUUUGUUAUGAUGGUCGCUUUCUGUGGCUAUUGCGGUGCUAAUAGGGAGAGCAGAGGACUUCUCGGUAUCUACGGACUCUUCAUGAUCCUGAUUGUGCUUGGACAAAUUAUCGCAGCUAGUUUGAUCUUCGUUUACGUCGAUGGGGAGGACACUGACAGAUUCAUCAAGGAUACAGUUUACGACGGAUACUACAACUCGCAAGCGAAUCCUGACAACUUGAGAGCUUUUGGAAGGAUCGAGAGGAAACUGAGGUGUUGUGGUGCCAAUGAUGCCAGAGACUACAGGAGCUGGAGAAACGACCUGCCUUUAACGUGUUGCUUGGACAGUUAUUAUCGAGCUACUUGUGACUUCACUGAUAAGGAGGCUAAUGAGCGUCUAGGUUGUGCUAAAGUGGCGGCAGCGUACACUAAGAUUAUAAGUUCAGUUAUUGCUGGAGUGUCACUCAUUAUAUCUCUGUUGGAAAUAACGGGUGUGGUGUUAGCGUGGAAACUGUUCCAUUCUCUAAGAGAAGUCGAACAUUAUAUAACGGAAAGAAAAGAAGGUGAAACGGAAUGUUAG